Sorghum bicolor (sorghum) is the source of this 3951-nucleotide messenger RNA. RefSeq lists its product as uncharacterized. NCBI's taxonomy places the organism in Eukaryota, Viridiplantae, Streptophyta, Magnoliopsida, Poales, Poaceae. Gene Ontology annotation, biological process: regulatory ncRNA-mediated gene silencing. The transcript has 4 exons. Bases 1 to 3516 code for a protein of 1171 amino acids. The record is from RefSeq and is a predicted model, not a curated record.
AUGACGAAAGGUGGAGAGCCUGUUGCAGCAGUGAAGAAUAAACUUUCAGCCCACCACCACAUCAGCAGCAUAAAACGCCAACCCCUAACCGCCCGCACCCGAACCCACGGCGAUCCCCAUUCCAUUCCUCUCCGCCCGCCGCCUCCGAACCCCAUCGCCCUCGCCCGUCACUACGGCGACGACUAUUGCCACAACCGCCGCCACCUUGAUGCGUACGACCUUCUGAGGCCUGGAUCUGAAGCCCGUCUCGAUCCCACAGCCAGUCACCCACCGCUGCACCACCUGCUCUCAGGCCGUAGCUGCGGCCUCGCCGGCGCCGGCGCCAUGCGACGCGGAGGCGGAGGAAGUGGAGGUAAAGGAGGGCGAGGAGCAGGAGGAGGUGGAGGAGCGGGCUCCGGCCGCAGGGACGCGCGCUACGGCGGCGCCUCCUACCGCGACGACCGUGGUAGGCGCCCCGACUACCGCUCCCGCCGCACCCCGUCCCCGGACCGCCGCCCGCGCCGCUCCAGGGGCGAGGACAACGACCGCGACUCGCCCCGUGGCGGCCGCACCGGCUACGGCGGCGACCGUAGCCCGCCCCGCGGUGGUCGCAUCGGCUACGGCGGCGACCGUAGCCCGCCCCGCGGCGGCCGAAUCGGAUACGGCGACCGCAGCCCGCUCCGCGGCGGCCGUAGCCCUCCGCACCGGCGCGACCGCGACCGCGACGCGUCGCCCCGCCGUGGUCAUGCGCCGCACAAGGAUGCCUUCGGCCUGCCGGGCGGCGACCGCCACGCGUCUCCCCGCGGGCGCAGGGAAUACGUCUCGCCCCGCGGGGCCAGGGACUACGAAAGGGCGCCCUACCGCGAGGAGCGCGACAGGUACGACCGCCCUGGCCGCGUUGCCGAUCUCGGCCACGAUUCCCCGCCGGCCUACAUGCUCCCUGAUCACCCUUCCGACCUCGGACGUCCGGCAUCCCUGCGCGCCGGGAGGAAGGAAAGCGACUAUUUUGGCGGCUCUCGCGAGGACUGUAGCCUUCUCAAGGACGACUACCUUGGGGGCGGCCCUGGUCCGCGGAGCAUCGGAAAGGAGAACGAGUUGUUUGGAGGUGAUGGCAUUACUCUCAGAAUAAGUGCAACUGAAACGGGAAGGACUAGUGCCAUGUACUCCCAAGACCGCAGUUUCUCGCCUCCACCACCUCUGUAUCCCUCUGUGCCGCACGAGACUGGAUUCUUGACAGGAGGAUCUGCCAUGAAGGCUAGUGAUAUUUAUUGUGCAGGAAGCACCCAGCGGCUGCAUGAUGAUGGCGAUUUUAAGUACAACAAGAAUGUCCCAUACAUUGAGAGGAGUAGGGAUACUGAGAGGCAUUAUUCUGGCAGUAGGGACUCAGUUGUUGAGAAAGGUGGAGGUGCAGAAAGGUUUUAUUCUGCUGAUGAUGUGCCUGCUGGGAGGAUUAGAGAAAUGGAGAGGCUUUACUCUAGUAGGGGUAUGCUGGAGUCUGACCUGGUCCUUGGUGAUCCUUCCUCAGCCUUGCCUGCCAAGGACCACCAUCCAUACAGGAUGCACACUGAACCUGGCUACGAGACAAGCAACGGAUACAACAUGGAUGGCCUUGGCAGGUCAUCUCAUGACUCACUGGGGUAUGGGAGUGGCCAUCCUCAUAGGUUAUCAGGAAGUCCAUUAGAGCAUGGCAGUGGUCAUGGUGAUGAAACAUUAUUGGAUAUUGCAAGGCAGACACACUCUAGGCAUACACCAAGAGCUGCAUCCUUGGAGUAUGAUGGACAUGAUACAUAUACUGCAUCAGAGAACAUACGUGGGAAUGUCCCACUGAAUUCAAGGCACAUAUCAGGCUCAACAUCUUUGAGAGGUCUCAGGGAUGAAAGGAUUAACGACAAUCUGAGGUUAUCUCGUAGGAUUGAAGAAGACAAGGGUAGCUUUGAAGCCAUGCAUCAGGACACAGAGCACUUAUUUCAACAUCCUUAUGAUGGCGAUGCUUCUGUACAGUACCCAACAGUAAGGGGUGGUGAUGAUCGGUACUCCCACUCCCCUGGAACUGAACCUAUUGGAAUUGUGAGGCAGGCAGCCCGUCAGCAUGAGUUUGAUUCUUUUGGUUACUCAUGUGACCAAGAAGCUUCCCUUAUGGUUUCUAGGAAACGGUUCAGAAGUCCUGAAUAUCAUGAUCAUGAGAUAGAUGUGUAUCAAGCUGAUCAUGGGUUUGCAGGACAUGAGCACUAUGAUGAUGAUAUUGAUGAAUAUGAUCUACCCCCAUCAAGAAUGUCACGAUAUGACAUGUUUUAUGAUGAUGAAUAUGAUGAAAGACAUGAUGUGCCAACUAAUGGUGAUGUUUUCUCUAGGCUUGCUUUGCCACAUGAAACCAAUGGGGAAUGGACUGAUAUGGAUCGGGGGAACCAUCCUCAUUCUGACAUCUUUGGUUAUGGGUAUUCAAAACACGUACCUAUGUAUCAGAGGCUGUCUAGACCCAAUUCUCACUCACAAUUUGGGGAAGCUCCCAUGCUUGGAAGAGGAAGAGGAAGAGGCAGAGGAAGAGGAGGAUUGACUAAGAGUGCAAAAAAGAGACUGAGAACUGCUCCUCAUCAGUUCAAUGGUGGGUACCCAUCAGAUAGAAAUGAAUUUCUAGGGUCAAAUAAAUUUUCAAAGUCAGCAAAAGAUGAACCUAAUGGUUCUGAAGUAAAGCAUGAAGAUGCUCCAGAGUACGAGGAUCCUUCUCUGCAGAAAGAUCCACCAGAAGGUUCAGAGGAGUUCAGUAAACAGGUUGAGGAAUCAUUCCUUAAGUACGCAAAGAUAUUAAAUGAGACUCCAGCUACACAGAAGAAAUACCGUGAGGCAUCAAAAGGAUCUUUGUCUUGCUGUGUCUGUCGCAGUGUAGCAAGGAAGUUUCCAGACCUGGAUGCACUGCUAGCACAUGCUUAUGAUACAUGCAAGGCGGGUUUGAGGACAAAACAUUUGGGGUUUCACAAAGCACUCUGUGUUCUGAUGGGGUGGAAUUCGCAUGUUGCUCCAGACACUUCUAAAGCCCAUCACUCCAUUCCAUCCGAGGAAGUAAAUGCCAUGAGGGGAGAUCUUAUGCUGUGGCCUCCAGUUGUUGUGAUACAGAACAGCUCGACUGGUAAAGAGGCAAAGGAUACUGGUGCAAAGGUUGUGUCCAUAAAAGAAAUUGAAGGUGUAUUGGCAGAUAUAGGCGUACCACCUGAGAAGGCGAGGGUUAGCCAUGGAAGACCAGACAAUCAGAGCGUGUUCCUCGUCAAGUUCCAGCCAACAAUAUCUGGGUUUCAGGAAGCCAUGAGAGUGCAUACCCAUUUCUCAAGCAGAAACCAGGGCAAGGAAGAGCUCCAGCUGAUGAGAGACAGCAAAGGUAAGAAGGCUGCCUCUACUGAGAGCCUGGAAGAGCUGCUGUACGCGCAUAUUGGGGUCGUGGAAGACCUUGCACUGCUGGAUGAUGGAACGAAGAAGAGAUGCAAGGUCAGGAGCAUGAAGGAAAUUGAGGCAAAUGCAGAUGCAACACUGAAUUUAGAACCGUGAAGCUGCAAACAAACUAGAUUAUAGGUUAUUAGGUCUAGUACUAGGAUCUGGACCGUUUAGGUCUUCCUUUUGCUUUGUCCUGCCGCUGCUUGCUUGUUCUUGUGGCUGUAACGUCAAAGAAAGGUCUAAGUUUUGCUUUUGCCAUUAAGAGUGAUGAAAUUCCGUUGGCCUUUUGUCUGGGGAAGGCCUGCCUCGGUGUGCAUGGCAAAAACAUUUUGUUGCGCCCAGUGGCUAAACGGAAGGUUUCACUGCUUAAUGGCAAAAGCAGAAUUUCCUGGUCGAAGAACCAUGUUUACUAUUUGUAUCGAAUGGAUCUUUAUAUUAGGGUUGUCGUGCUAUAUGUAUCGAAUGGAUCUUAGCAUUAUGGAAUCCCUACCUUUCAAGAAUUUUUUGCUGACUUGACCUUAUUUGAUAUUUCAUUCGUAUUUUCUUGUA